CUUUUUUCAAGUUCCCGGAUUGAAACAAACCGUUCAAACGCAGAAGCGAUGCUGGAAAUUGUCAACUUCUACGCCGUUUUGGCAUCCGUCCUAGCCGCUCAGGUGAUCGGAAUGACGUGGUACUCCGGCGUACUAUUCGGGAAGUUGUGGUUCAGACUCGCCUUUCCUGGCAAGAGAAUGGAAGACGUCGACACCGGCAGUAAAGUUCCCUACGUCGUCUCCUUCAUUGCUAGUGGCAUCACAGCACUUAUAUGCAACUAUCUGAUGAACAUACUUGCGAUCAAAAGCCUCGUAGACAUGCUAAUCGUCGCAUCUGUUACUUCAAGCUUUCAUUGCGCUCUCUCUAUCAUUCACGACUCUUUUCAACACACUUCCUUCGGUCUAUUUCUCAUUAAUGGAACGUAUGACUUUGUCCUGGUGUUGGCGUUCUGUCUCAUCUCGUUGCUGUUCAACCUGAAGUUCUGUUUCAGCUUCUAAGCCAAGCGAGAGUGAGCAGAGACUGCAGCUUCUGAUUGUCAGUAUUACUCAGGCGCAUGCGUAGUAUUAAAUGUUAGAAUUCUA
Messenger RNA from Corticium candelabrum, 561 nucleotides. RefSeq lists its product as uncharacterized. The transcript has 2 exons. NCBI's taxonomy places the organism in Eukaryota, Metazoa, Porifera, Homoscleromorpha, Homosclerophorida, Plakinidae. Bases 49 to 477 code for a protein of 142 amino acids. The record is from RefSeq and is a predicted model, not a curated record.